UUGCAAAAUAUUGUUAUUAGCACCGCGAGAACACGUCGCGUUUCUUCUUCUGUCCUUUGACUAAACUCUCUCGGUGUAAUGGUUGAGUUCGCACGUUGGACUCUUCAGGCGUCGCGAUCAGUUCAGGAAGUGCAUUUGUUUACCAAAACAUAGCAUGGCUAGCGUUAGCAUAGCCUGGUUAGCUGUGUUGUGAAGCAGCUGAAAUCACGCAGUAGCCACCGGUGGGCCGUACACGUGACUUUAUCUUAGCAUUGAUCGUUCGUGUGUUCCCACCGCUGACGCAAUCGCGACUUGUUUCGCCUAGUUAUCGUGUGUUCCAGCGAUAGCUAACAUCGCUAAGUCGUGUAGCAUGCUACGCUGCGUGUGUGUAAGUUAGCGAAAGAUAGCAUGAGAAAGUCUACAGCUGACAGCCAAGAAGGCUGGUGGGGAGGCUGGCUUCAGCAGAGCUAUCAGGCCGUCAAAGACAAGUCUUCUGAAGCCUUAGAAUUCCUGAAGCGAGACCUGACAGAGUUCUCCACUGUGGUGCAGCAUGACACCGCCUGCUCAAUUGCAGCUACAGCCUCUGCUGUCAGAAACAAACUUGCAGUGGAAGGCUCCUCGGAAACCACAGAAAAGGUGAAGAAGAGCCUCUCUAGUUUCUUGGGAGUCAUUUCUGACACACUCGCUCCACCCCCUGAUAAAACCAUCGACUGUGAUGUCAUCACUUUGGUGGCAACACCAGCAGGAACCACAGAGGUUUACGACAGUUCCAAGGCACGUCUCUACAGUUUGCAAGCCGACCCUGCUACAUACUGCAACGAGCCUGAUGGGCCAGCAGAGCAGUUUGACAACUGGCUGUCCAGCUUCAGUUUGGAGGAUAAGAAAGGAGAAAUCUCCGAGCUUUUGGUCAACAGUCCCUCUAUACGAGCCCUUUACACCAAAAUGGUGCCAGCAGCUGUAUCCCAUUCUGAAUUUUGGCAGAGGUAUUUCUACAAAGUCUUCCAGUUGGACCAGGAGGAGGCGAGGAGAGUAGCACUGAAGCAGAGAGCAGAACAGACAACACAUUCAGAGACCCUGGGCUGGGAGGAGGAAGAGGAGGACGACUUCCUCGGCGCCUCAUCAUCAUCAUCAUCCCAACUCAACUUCCCACCGCUGUUGGACAACACUUUAACCCAGCUGCCCACGACCCAGACACUUCCCACUGGAACGUCUCUGCUGAGUCCCGUCCUGUCUCCAAGUGAAGAGCGUGACGCCACCCUCUCAAUCAGCAGCGACAGCGUGAGCCUUCCAACACAGGUGGAGGUGCGGCCAGAGCCUGUCGCCAUAGAGCUGGCCAACAAACUGACAGAAGCUAGCUUGGAAGAUGUCGCAGACAAGAAACAGGAAAAUCAGAAGCCUGCAAAGAGUGACUUACCUCCCGAGCCUCAGGUGGAGGCUGUAUCCCAGCCAGAGGUUACUGUUGAUGGUGCGCCGUCGAGGACCCCUGCUUCUAAACCAGAGCCAACAAAAGAAGAAGGACCGCAGGACUUGAGAGUGUUUGAGCUCAACUCUGACAGUGGGAAGUCGACGCCCUCUAACAACGGCAAGAAAGGGUCCAGCACCGACGUGAGUGAGGACUGGGAGAAAGACUUUGACCUGGACAUGACAGAGGAAGAAGUCCAACUGGCACUCUCCAAAAUAGAAGACUCUGGAGAGCUGGAGGAAGAGUGGGAGAACUGGAACUGAGAGCCACCGCGACACGAACUCUGUCCCGCCAUCAAAGCUAGUUCCCGGCAGAAGAACCAUGCUUAAACGUGUUUUAAACUCUUUGUCCACACCGUCACCAUGUCAUGAUUGUCAGUAGGGGAUUUUUUCUGGCGGGUGGUUUGGACCAUAUUGGUAAACCUGUUGAAGCGAGCAGCGGGACGACCAAGGCAAUAAGAAUUAGACCGCUCCGUCAGCUAGCGAGUGUAACGACUCAGAUCUUGGCGAUUACUUGGGAUUAAAUUCUGACUUAGAGCCUAUGACGCUAGUAACUGACAAGAGGUUGUAAUCAUUCUGACCUUAGAGCCUAAGGAGACGCAGUGAUGAGUCAGAAUGUGAGAUAUCCACAGCAGCAGGGGAGGAGCUGUUUUCCCUUUUUUCUUUAUGCCAUUAAAUACAUCAUAUAUGUUGCGAGUGUAUCUCAAGUUGGGUAAUGACUUAACUGCAGGCUGCACAAUAGCCAUAAACUGUAAUGCUGCUUCUAACUUUUCUAAGUGAUUUUUGAAAUGGUGGUGAUUGAUUUGAUUCUACCUGUGCCCAGCUUUCUUUCUUUCUCGUCUUUAUUAUGCAAGUGAAUCUUCAAAAUGGAAACAGAUAUUUUGGCCUUUAUUCACAGAGCGCUUUUCAUUUUUGGAUUCACUCCCAACUCUAGAUAUAUGGCCUUGUAAAACACACAGUAGUGUGGUGAUGUUAUCCAAAUGAUUUUUAUUGUAAAGUCUGAAACACAACCAGUUAAUGUUUUCAUCUGUAGUUAUUUUUCCCCUCUCUGUGUCAUAGCGUGAUUGAUUUGAAUAUAUGGGCUUGUCGCUGGCUACAUGUUAUUAUUAUUACUUUCUGUCUGUCUUAUUUUGGGUAGAGGGAAUUCAUCAGUUGUCACACAUUAAGAGAGAAAAAAAAAACACGACAUGAACCUAUGCUUGAGAUAGAGGGUAGCAUCUGUUUAUUUACACAAAUAGGAGAAAAUGACAAAUCUGUGAUGUUUUACAUUUCUCUGUCUGCUCAUGUUAGGAACAAAAUUGCUGACAAAGUUGACAGAACGAGCAACGUGAGCACGCUCCAUGCUUUUAUGAUUUUCAUUUCCAUCAUCUGUAAUGUAGCUGAGAAAAAAUGAACCCUAGAGGUGUAAUAUUUAUACUAAAAUAAAAGCUUAAUUAUU
Messenger RNA from Paralichthys olivaceus (Japanese flounder), 2878 nucleotides. It is a transcript of the gene bsdc1, whose product is annotated as BSD domain containing 1. The record is from RefSeq and is a predicted model, not a curated record. Lineage: Eukaryota; Metazoa; Chordata; Actinopteri; Pleuronectiformes; Paralichthyidae. Gene Ontology annotation, cellular component: cytoplasm.